AUGGACCCGUUCACGGAGCUGCGCAAGCACGCGGGUGGCGCGCACCCGCAGAAAGCCAAGCUCAAUGUGGUGCUGGCUGCCAUCUGCGACGUUAUCUAUGAGCGUCGCGCUAAUGGCGAUCGCCAGGCUCCGAUUUCUCCCACGGAGUAUUUCGCUGCACUCAUGACAGCGCUUGACGCCGCUUCGGACUCGCAUCGUCAGGAGAUCGCACAGCUUCUGUCUAUGGUACUACCUGAAGUGCCUGAAGCUGUACUUCGUGGAAAGUUCUCGGCUGUGGCCAAGUGCCUCUCUACAGUUCUACAAGAAGCAGGCGACGACGCGGCGUUGCUACGCUCGGCCAGCGCUUGUCUGGCUUUGGCUCUACUGGCACAGGAACCGUCAGCAACAGCGUGGGCCCGUCCCGAACUAUUACGCAGCUUUCAAUUGCUGCUGACACUUGCGAUGGAUACACGCCCGAAGGUGCGCAAGGCCGGACACAAGUGGACUAUGGACAUCCUAGAGCUGCACGCCGCUAAAGGUUGCGACGCUCUGUCCACACACAUUGCCAGCUUUGCAGAGAACGUGUUCGCCAGCUCCAAGAAGGACGGCAAGGACGACCAGCGUCUUGUGUUGCUCGUUGCCUUCCUCAAGCUCGCACUGCCAUUGCUGCAACGUAAGGUCGUGGCCUCUCUCGUCGCAGCACUGGCCAAGUUUCUGGACGCCAAGUCCAAGACACUGCGUCUUGUAACGUACGAAGCGUUCGAUGCAUUGAGCGCAGCGCCCGAGUCGCAGCUGACGGUAGACGCGCUUCGUAAACUCGUGAUCGCUGUAUUGGAUACACACAGCAGUGAAUCUUUGACGGCUAACGGCGGCCCUGUAGCCAUCUACGCUGUGCGUAUUCCGUCUCAGGCUCUUGUACGUCUCGCUACCGUCAACUCCGAUGCAGCUCGCGAGCUCCUGACGCGCGUAGUGAGCGCCGUGUGCUCUCACAUUGCCACAGACAAUGAUCGUGUCCAGCGCCAAGCUACACGCUCGUUGUUGACUGUUCUGAAGGCUACGGUGACCCCAGAGGUGCUCGAAACUGAAGCAACUUUUGCCGAUGUCGCUCGCGUGCUGGCUUCUCUGCAGAGCCUCACGUCGCUGCGUUUCCAGUGCGCGUGGAGUCACGUUUUCCCUCUUAUUGCCGAGCUAUUCCGCUUCUACGGCCCUGCGGGUCGUCCAGCACUCGAGCCUAUUCUGGUUACGUGCUGUGAACUUCAUGAGGCUGCCGACCAACUUCCUCGGCAGCAGCAAGGAGUUAAGAGCGCUCAGACGCUCUCUCAGCUGUUCGCGUUGGCUGCCGGUGCUGCUGUUGAGGCCUUGGGCCCACGUGCCUUCUUGGAGAUCGUCCCGAUCGACCAUCCAACCGACAUUGUAAGCGAACGACGUGCAUGGCUCCUGCCAGUCUUCCGUGAUGCUCUACGCGUGACGCAGCGUGGCUGUGAGCUUGGAUUCUUCGCUGAUGUGGUGCUGCCUAUGGCUCGAGCUUGCGAGGCUGGAGCACGUGAAGCGAGCGUCACUCCAUUGCAAGCGAAGACACUACAAACUCGCGCUAUUCAGCUCUGGACUUUCUUCCCGAGCGUCUGUGCUCGUGCCGUGGAUAUCGACACACACUUCAAGAAGAUCGCGAAGGUUCUCGCUAGUGCUAUGGCCGACAAGCGUUACCCGGAGCUGCGUCUCGCUGUCUGCCAAGGUCUUCAGGCGCUGGUGAAGCGUACGCGUGCUCUUCAAAAAUCUGUCGCCCGUCGCUACCAUCGUGAGACGGAAGACGCCGAGCUAGAAGAUGUCGAAGAGGCUGAAGACGACGACAACGAAGAGCAGCUGGACGAGGCUAAACUCGCGCGUGACCGUGCUGCUCUGGCUAAGUACGCAGGACGUUAUGUUCCACUGCUGCUCUCCUUCGUGGAGGAACUGGACCCGGAAAAGGACACCGAGCGAGCUCAGGUUUUACUAGAUACACUUGAGGGCUUUGCCUCACUAGCGGAGACUGAGUUGAUCAGCACGACGUUCAAGAAGGUGAUGCAGAAGCUGCUCGAGGCUACAACUGAAGCCAAGCGUGUCGAGUCUGAAGGUGCUGGCAGCAACUCCAAGCGCGCGAACAAACUUCGACAAAUUUCUCACGCGCAGAUGGCUCUUGCUUUGGCUCUUUUGGCUCACGUGGACGACGCGAACGUGGCUCUUUUGUACCGUGUGAUCAAGCCGUACUUACUGGACGAUGCCGAUGCUCCCAUGCAGAAGCGUUCGUACGCCGCUUUGGUGGCCAUUUGCGACUCGCACCCCAAGUUCCUGUCGGAGGAGUCGCAACUGCAAGACCUCACACGUGCUAUCUGCGAGUCGCUGCUCACGUGCUCGGUUCCCGCCAAGAAGAUGCGUCUCCGUGUGCUCGCUCACUUGAUCCGAGCUCUUCAGGCUCAGCCUGCUACCGACGGACUGGCGGAGGAGGAGUUGGUGCCCAAUCUUGUGGGUGAGAUCAUGUUGUGUACCAAGGAAGCCAACGGUAAGGCCCGCGAGGCUGCAUUCGAGCUGUUGGUGGCCAUGGCCAUGCUGCUCCGUGCCCGUGAUCCCCAGAAUGGUCUCAUGGAGUUUAUCCAGAUGGUUCUCGGUGGUCUGGCUGCUCGUACACCUCACAUGCGUAGCGCUGCUGUGAUUUGCCUCAGUCGGCUAGUAUUCGAGUUCGGUCGUGAAGAUCCUUCCAUCGCUCAAGCAAUGCCGGCGCUGCUCAAGACAGUGCUGAUGCUGCUGCAUGAAAAGGCUCGCGAGGUGAUCAAGAGCGUGAUCGGCUUCAUGAAGCUCGGUAUUGCUGUGUUACCCAAGGACCAGCUGGAACAGUUUCUUCCUGACAUCAUUAAUGGUCUUUUGGUCUGGAUUGGCGAGAGCAAGAACCGCUUCCGUGCCAAGACUCGCAUCAUUCUCAUCAAAUUGUGUCGCAAGUUCGGCUACGAGCACGUGGCUGCUCUUGUACCCGAGGAGGACCGUGCUCUGAUCCGUCACAUUAAGAAGACUAAGGAACGCGAAGACAAGAAGAAGUCGGAGCUUGCAGCUGAGGCUGCUGAGCGUCGUGCUGCCAAGAAGAACCGCGAUGCUUUCGAAGAGUUCAUGGCUGACUCGGAUGACGAAGGAGACGACGACGAGGCUGCAGCUAUGCAGGUGCUGAAGCGGAAGAAGGACUUGCACAAGAAACACAAGGGCGGAAAGGUUAUCCGUGAGGAAGAGGACGACAUUAUGGAUUUCCUGGAUGAUAACGCAGCCGUGAAGAACAUUUUCUCGGCCCAGAGAGGUGGUUACGAUGACGAGUUAAGCGACGAUGAGCUCCAGAUGAGCAAGGAUGGCCGCUUGAUUAUCCCUGGCGGUGAGGACGACGACAUGGAUGGAGGUAGCGACAGUGACGAUGAGGACAAGAUCAAGCAGGAUGUUGCUUCUCAGCUGCAGCGCAUGGGACUCAACAACGGCAAACACGACAAGAAUGGCCGAGCCAAGCGCAAACGUGAUGAUGACGGCAGUAAUGGUCGCGAGUACCGUGCCAAGAAGGCCGGAGGUGACAUGAAGAAGAAGGGCAAGCUCGAGCCGUACGCUUACAUUCCGCUGGACCCGAAGCUUAUGGCCAAACGCAACAAACGUGAAGCUGUAACGCGUUACGGCGGCAGCGUUGGAAAGAGGCGAGGCAAAAAGUAAAGUCCCCCCCCCCGCAGAAUAAAAACAAGACGUAGGUAGACUUCAUACAGCUAGAGCAAGAGGGGCAGGUUGCGUAACUGAAUAUCCAAUUCUCGUAAGACUUCGCAUUUCACAAAA
Molecule: messenger RNA, 3807 nt
Organism: Phytophthora infestans T30-4
Lineage: Eukaryota; Oomycota; Peronosporomycetes; Peronosporales; Peronosporaceae
Exons: 1
Coding region: 1-3690 (1229 amino acids)
Source: RefSeq, a predicted model, not a curated record